Messenger RNA from Myxocyprinus asiaticus (Chinese sucker), 3118 nucleotides. Its product is annotated as zinc finger protein 395-like. NCBI's taxonomy places the organism in Eukaryota, Metazoa, Chordata, Actinopteri, Cypriniformes, Catostomidae. The record is from RefSeq and is a predicted model, not a curated record. Gene Ontology annotation, cellular component: nucleus. Gene Ontology annotation, biological process: regulation of transcription by RNA polymerase II. The transcript is spliced from 10 exons. Gene Ontology annotation, molecular function: RNA polymerase II cis-regulatory region sequence-specific DNA binding; DNA-binding transcription factor activity. The coding region runs from base 428 to 1726 and encodes 432 amino acids.
AGAAGGCGGUGGAUGAAACAAACGGCACUGGAUCUCGCUGGAACGGCACAACACGGUGACAACGGAAGCAAAGCGGAUGAAAACUAAAGCAAACAGGGGCUCGCCUCACUUGUGGCGCGUAAAAAGAGCAGUUUAGAUUAGGUUAGACUGAUUUUAUUGUUCUAAAAUUGUUGGAGCUUUGUCAAACAAACACAGUUCUGUCGUACUGGGAAAAUCCAGGCCGUGAUUUUAAAUACCUGAACACAACCCGUUCUGGGCUCUGAAAAAGGACAUUUUCAAGUUACAGCCGGUCAGAGCAAGCCUUGUGGAAAGGGGGUGUGUUGAAAUUUGGCAAAGCUUCCGGUUCGUCCUUUUGAAUAGUGCUGCUGAAUCUCCAUCGGGAGUUCUUCAAAGCAGUAGAGAACAUACAAGGUGCUAUUAACGGAAAAUGGUACCGAAGACGAGACUUGGGAAGCGGUCCCCAUUGGGUACCCUGGUGUGUGGUUCAUCAGUGGAGGGCCUGACAGAAAUGGGAUCACAUGGAUGCCCAGACAGUGGGCUUCACAGAAGCAAGCUUUACCCAGGACAAAAGGUCUAUGUGCACUGUGGAGGCCAGGAAUGUGGAGGUGUGGUGGAACAGCAUAACCAUGUGGACAAUGAGGUGUCCAUCUUCCUGCCCCAACUCAACCAACAAGUUCAUCGCAAGCUGGAAGACGUAUGGACAAGCCCCAUGUCCACUUCUACCGCUUCAGUCUCCUCAUCCAUUGAUGUGCCAAGAAGGAGUGCAGAAACCGUGGACAUGGAUGAGAUUAUGGCUGCAAUGGUGCUUACCAGUUUGUCCUGCAGUCCAGUAAUCCAAAACGCUGCUCAGGGGAGCAUGGCAACAGCUUUGUGUGGAAUGGAGCAUGGUGGUGGUGAACUGUCAGAUGUUGGGUACUGGAGUUGUGACCAUGGAAACGGAAGUCCUGUCCCAUCCCCACCCAUCGCAGAGAUGGACAAGAGCACCCCUCUCACUGACGAAGGCCUGGACAUGGAGCUGGACCAAAUGUUGUUUAAUGAGCCAACCCCAAGAAAACGCAAGAACUCCUUAAAAGUAGCAUAUCGGUGCUUGUGGCCAAAUUGUGGAAAAAUACUGACAACUGUAGUGGGUAUCAAACGCCAUGUCCGCAAUUCACACCUUGGACAAAGUGAUGAGCAUUCCCAAAGGGAAGAAGACUUUUAUUACACAGAGUUCUAUCAGGACAUGGAGCAGACAGCUCCCUCUGGUGUCCACCGGCCCCCCUGCACCUCUCCAUCCAGUCCCAGCCGGCACACACCCCCUUCUCCCUCCACCCCGGAGAUGCUCCAGUCCAGCCCGCUCAGCCAGUCUGCCCCGGGCAGCUUCUGGCAGGUCCACACUGAGCACUCUUACCAGGCCCCUCCACCAGUUCAGGUGGUGACUCAGUGUAAACCAGUGACUGUUCCUGUCUCCUGUCUUUGGACUCCAUCUCUCACGGUUCACCAGAGCAAACAAGGCUCACCAUUCCGCCGUCGUUCGGUUAGUGUGGGUGAACAAUGGCUCCAGAACAACAGCGCCACGUUCAGACCACAUCCUGCCAGUGUUUCGCCUCCAAGAAACCACUGCACUUCCAGCAGGAGGAUUCGUGGCGAGGCCAAAAAAUGCCGGAAGGUGUACGGCAUUGAACACAGAGACCAGUGGUGCACCGCCUGCCGCUGGAAAAAGGCUUGCCAGAGAUUCCACGACUGAAUCCUUCUCAAGAAAAUAACAAACAGAACACUAACUUACGAAGACCUACAAGAGGGGAUCUUACCUGGAACUAUGGUUGAAAGUAACCAAAAGAGCACCUUUGUGACUUAAUUUUUUUUUUCUACUUUUAUUGCGAUACAUGUUUUAUGUUUGGUUCAUAGGAACCAUGUUGGUGCUGGAAGAAUGAUAAAGCAAAAAGGACAGCCUCUGCCACACAACUCUGCCGUCUUCCUGCGUUUUACGUCAUAUCAUGAACUAUUGAAGUGUGACUUUUCUUUUACAAGCAUUGAGCAGCCAUAUACAACAGCAGCAGCCAUAUAUUUCAUGUUUAAUCUAUUAUAAACCCACAACCCCCCUAAAAUCUCACGUUUGUCAUCAGACACGAAUGGAAAGUUUGCUUAUUACAUGAAACCUACGUUUGCUAAGAUGAGACAGAAGGGAGGUGUAUUUUACCAUGGUCCAAUGUAUUCAGGGGCAAAAAUGGCAGCUUAUUGUUAAUGGUAGUUAAAAAGCAAAAUAAAUGUUUCAAUAGCAUAAAAUUUUGUGUUUGUAUAUGCAAUGUUUACCUGCUGUUAAGCAGUUUUUUUCCUUCUAUUUCCAUAGCAAAGUUUUGUAAAACAAACUUUUUAAAAAGGAAAAGGAAGAAAAAGGAUUUUGUAUUACGAUUUUGAUAUCUGUGAUGUUUAAUCGUAUGUCAAUGUUGUUAUUAUCGGUGUAUGUCACAGGUUAUACUUUUGUGGAAUAAGAUGAUUCGCUUUUUUAUGUUACGUCAAUAUUACUAUGGAAGUACCUGUAUUUGAAACAUGCAUGAUCUGAUACAAUUUAUCUGUUUCUUUUGUGCUUCUCGCCCCAGUCUGCCCACUGCUUUGGAUUGUAUUCUUGCCAAAGAAAAUCUCAGCAAGACAUAAUUCUCUGCAAAAUAAUGUGAAAGCAUUCGUGAAACUGUUGACCAUUGACAAGAAAAUUGUAACCAACUGUUUGAUUGGUUCUUGCUCUUAAUACUGGGUCCAAAUACAUUAUUUUCUUAUUUUGUAUAAAACUUUUGUCUCAGCUUUUUUUUUUUUUUUAUGUGCAGCUCAUCAACUUUGUAAUCUUAAACAAAGACUGAUGCUUUCACAUCAUUGAACUGAAUGUACCCAGAUUCAUUUCCGGCAGUCAAUAUCAUUACUUGGCGUAAUAAAAAUGAAAGGACAUGCUAAUUAGUGUGUAAAGACUGCGAGAUAUACAAUGAAGCUCAACGAGAACAAUCUUUUUGUAAAGUAUUAACAAAAUGUUUCUUUUUUUAAAAAAAAGUCCUGAACUGUCUUGAGAUCCGUUCAAGACUGAGAAAAAGAAUAAUUUCGUCAACUUGUCACUUGCCUUUUUUUAAAUAAAUACUGUGUCCACCAAGUG